CGGAUAAAGGAAACGAUGGUUUAAAACAAAAAUUAUCGUGACGAUCAUCUCAAGGUAACUGAGAGAAAGCAAUUGCGACAACCGCCAGACCCGGUCUCAGAUAUUAUGUCCUGACACCGUUAACUUAUCAAGCCGAUUACAAUAUUAUGCAAUAUCCAAAAUCAUUUACCGGUAUCAAGAUUUUUAUGUUGGCCAGUAACUUAACCCAAGGUGUUCCUGUUGGCUUGGCUGCCCCAUACAAUUCAAGUUCCAGAAGGCUGCAGGAAAGUGAAGGUUAUUUCAAAUAUGGCGGACGACGAGGACGUUUGCCGGGUUAUGUCGUCUGAAAAUUUCGACGAGGUUUUAAAUCUUGUCUGGGGAACAAACGUGAAAGAGGAGAUAUUCGAAAGGUGGUCUCAAGGUUUUGUCUUUUCAACAGUGGAACCGAGUGCUCUUAUUCAGGAACAUGGAGGACCAUGUGCUAUCAUAGCUUCUGUCCAGGCUUUUAUUCUAAAGAAUAUCCUUUUUGUAGAGGAAACACCAGCUCCUGAUAACUGGAGACAAGUCGCAGAUGAGCAAGCUAGACAGUUGCUUGUUUGCUCUCUUUGUGAGAUGCUUAACAAUGUCAAAACUGAGAAAUUUACCCUGGUGUUUCUCAGGGAUCAUCUGGUCUUUACAUCAUGUAUGACAGCUGAAAGAACAGACACAGAAAGUGAGGAGUGUGCAUCAUCCAACAGUCCAGAUUCCAGUUCCCCUGAUUACCACAAAUCAGUCUGUGCUUCGGAGCUUACUUCAUUAUCUAGUGAUAAUUUUCAUUCAAAACUAUGUCAGGUUCAAUGUCAUGCUUUAGAGGAUGUCACUCAAGUUAUUAAAAAAAACAUAGCCAUGUUAGAAGGCCGCUUUGGUGUGCUGCUAUUUCUUUAUUCAGUGUUAUUAACAAAGGGUUUAGAAAGUAUCAGGUCUGAAAUGGAAGAUGUGGGUGAACCGCUGGUGGAUGAGAGUUUUGGGCAUGGAAGUCAAACCCUCAUCAACCUUAUGCUGACUGGAUAUAGCGUAUCAAAUGUCUGGGACUCUUCAAGAACACUUUCAGGCCUGGAAUUAAGAGGUGUUCCUAAACAGUCUUCAAUAGGAUUUUUAACACUUUUAGAAGCUCAUCGAUACUGUGAGGUUGGGAACUUUUUGAAAUCUCCUAUGUAUCCAGUAUGGCUUCUUGCAAGUGAAACUCACCUUACAGUCUUCUUCUCCCAGGAACGAAGUCUAACUGGCUCAGAAAGUGAUAGAGAAAGAGGCUUGAGAGUUUUUAAAUCUCAUGACCAGCAAGACAAUGGUUUUAUUACAAGUGAUCAACUUGGAAGUGUCUUAGAGGAUCUUGAUCUUGUUUCUGAUCCUGAAUAUGUAUCCUUCAUGAAAGAACGCUUAGACCAAGAUUCUGUUGGGAUCAUUCUUCUGCAUAAUUUCCUGACAGAGUUUUUCCCUGGAGAGGAUAUGCUAGCAGAUGAUGUUAAGCCAUUUAAAGCUUUUCAUUACAAUGGACUUGGAUUAAGAGAGGAAGAUGGCACCAAAAAGGUUAUGUAUACAGAAGGACUAGCUUCCAUUGAGCCAUCAGACUUCAGUCGCAUAGCAGAACAACAGAUUGUUUCUUGUCUGAAGACAAAGUGGCCAGGAGUAUGGCUCGAGUGGGAGGGAAAACAUGUGCCGUCAUUAAAUUAAAAAGGAUGGAAGUCCAGCACAUAAGAUCUAUCCAUUAUAUUGAUUACUUUUUAUAAAUGAUGUAAGAGAUCCUAUAUGCCUCUCUUUGAGAAAGUUGGUGGG
Molecule: messenger RNA, 1791 nt
Organism: Pocillopora verrucosa
Lineage: Eukaryota; Metazoa; Cnidaria; Anthozoa; Scleractinia; Pocilloporidae
Product: ubiquitin carboxyl-terminal hydrolase MINDY-3
Biological process (GO): protein K48-linked deubiquitination
Molecular function (GO): calcium ion binding; K48-linked deubiquitinase activity; cysteine-type deubiquitinase activity
Source: RefSeq, a predicted model, not a curated record